Camelina sativa (false flax) is the source of this 1675-nucleotide messenger RNA. Its product is annotated as tubulin alpha-2 chain-like. Lineage: Eukaryota; Viridiplantae; Streptophyta; Magnoliopsida; Brassicales; Brassicaceae. The record is from RefSeq and is a predicted model, not a curated record. Gene Ontology annotation, biological process: microtubule-based process. Gene Ontology annotation, cellular component: microtubule. Gene Ontology annotation, molecular function: structural constituent of cytoskeleton; GTP binding.
AAAUAUCUACUGUACUAUUUUUUAUCAAAGGGAACGACACACAUCUCAAAACCAGAUCUAGAUCUAUUUUUUCUCUAAGGAAGGCGUCUUCGCAAACGCCUCGAUUCUUUCUUCUUCUUCGUCGUCGUCUUCUUCUUCGAUUUAGCGAAAAUGAGGGAAUGCAUUUCGAUCCACAUUGGUCAAGCUGGUAUCCAGGUCGGAAACGCCUGUUGGGAGCUUUACUGCCUUGAACAUGGCAUCCAGCCGGAUGGCCAAAUGCCGAGUGACAAGACUGUUGGCGGAGGUGAUGAUGCUUUCAACACCUUCUUCAGCGAGACUGGUGCAGGAAAGCAUGUUCCUCGUGCUAUCUUCGUUGAUCUUGAGCCCACUGUGAUUGACGAGGUCAGAACUGGUACAUACCGUCAGCUUUUCCACCCUGAGCAACUCAUCAGCGGCAAAGAGGAUGCGGCUAACAACUUCGCCCGUGGACAUUACACCAUUGGAAAGGAGAUUGUUGAUCUCUGUCUAGACCGUAUCAGGAAGCUCGCUGACAACUGUACUGGUCUUCAAGGUUUCCUUGUUUUCAACGCUGUUGGUGGAGGAACUGGAUCUGGUCUUGGAUCUCUUCUCCUUGAGCGUCUCUCUGUAGACUAUGGAAAGAAAUCCAAACUAGGAUUCACUGUGUACCCUUCACCUCAGGUUUCAACAUCUGUUGUUGAGCCAUACAACAGUGUUCUUUCCACCCACUCACUCUUGGAACACACUGAUGUCUCUAUCCUCCUCGACAAUGAAGCUAUAUAUGACAUCUGCAGACGUUCCCUCGACAUUGAGAGGCCUACUUACACUAACCUCAACCGUCUUGUCUCUCAGGUCAUAUCUUCCUUGACCACUUCUCUGAGGUUUGAUGGUGCUUUGAACGUUGACAUCACUGAGUUCCAGACUAACUUGGUUCCAUACCCACGGAUUCACUUCAUGCUUUCCUCGUACGCUCCUGUCAUCUCUGCAGAGAAAGCCUUCCAUGAGCAACUCUCUGUUGCUGAGAUUACCAACACUGCUUUUGAGCCUUCUUCUAUGAUGGCCAAAUGUGACCCUCGUCAUGGUAAGUACAUGGCUUGCUGUCUGAUGUACAGAGGUGAUGUCGUCCCCAAGGACGUGAAUGCUGCUGUUGGCACCAUCAAGACCAAGCGUACCAUCCAGUUUGUUGACUGGUGUCCAACUGGAUUCAAGUGUGGUAUCAACUACCAGCCACCUACUGUUGUUCCCGGUGGUGAUCUGGCCAAGGUUCAGAGAGCUGUGUGCAUGAUCUCUAACUCGACCAGUGUUGCUGAAGUCUUCUCCCGCAUUGACCACAAGUUUGACCUGAUGUAUGCUAAGCGUGCAUUUGUUCACUGGUACGUUGGUGAGGGUAUGGAGGAAGGAGAGUUCUCUGAAGCUCGUGAGGAUCUUGCUGCUUUGGAGAAAGACUAUGAGGAGGUUGGUGCCGAGGGAGGUGAUGAUGAAGAGGAUGAUGAAGGUGAGGAGUACUGAGUGACAUCUUCUUUGAUAUUGUUUGGGUUUGCUGUUGUGUGCUUUUGAAAGGCUUGAAACUCUUUUGUACCAAGUCUUACCUAUCCGUCUGUUUUCUUUUGUCAAAACUUGGUGUUUGAACUUUGUGUGUGCUAUAUCAAUCUAUCGUUGCUCUCCUAUUCUUCUUGCA